CUACUUGUUUUCAGCCCAAACGGCUCCAAGAACUAAAAGGGUUUGCUGCCUUCGCUAUGGCACAGCGAGCGGCGUGGGUGCCAGACGAGGAGGUCAGUGAGUGUCCUUUGUGCACUCAACAGUUUUCCCGAGCCAAGAGGAAGCAUCACUGCCGGGCUUGUGGCCGUGUGGUGUGUGGCAGCUGUAGUGGCAGCAAGCUCUUCCUCUCCAGCUAUGGCAAGGAGGAGCGCGUUUGUGACAGCUGCUUUGACUUGCUGCAGCACGACAAGGGGCGGCCAGUCAACGAGCAAUUCGUGGAGCAAAAGCAGAUCGAGGCUUCCCUCAAGGCGGACUUGAGAGAAAAGCAACAGCAAGAAGAGUGGUUCCGAAGCUUUCUAGCCCAGGUGGCUGCUGCGAAUGGGAAUGCUCACGCUCGCGCCGUCGAGGAGCUGCCACAGCUGAUCGCCAACGGCCAGCGGCGUUGGCGGGAGACCUGUCAGCAGCUCCAAAAGGAUGGAGAAGAGCUGGAGCAGUUGCAGGAGAAGGGCAAUCAGUUGGAGCUGCAGGGGCGUGCUCGGGCGAGCUCCUUGCAAGAGCUGCAGCGGACAGUGCAGCACAUGCAGAAGGACCUGAAGGUGAAGCAAAAGCGCUUCGCGUGGCCGGAGGGCCCAGCCCUGCAGAGUCAAUGCGACGAGCUACAACGAAGUACCAUCCUUUUGCAGCAGGAGCUUUCAGGGCUCCAGCAACGACGUGCGGCCCUCGAGGACCUCCAAGAGCGCUCGGAAGGGAGCAGGUCCUUUGUGGGCUCCUUUGUGUCCAUGUCAACCAAUGGAUCGAGCCGCAUGGAACAGUGCCAGCGGAGCUGCCAAGUGAUGUGAACCGAGCCCAACGGUGCAGUGGCGCCGCUGGUGGUUCGGAAGGUCCGAACGCUCGACGUUCGGAAGGUCCGAACGACGCCAGCUGGCGGCGGAUCGUUUCGCUGCGACAUGGAUGUACACGGAUCAUUCUUGGGGUUUGAUUCACCUGGAGGUAGA
Messenger RNA from Durusdinium trenchii, 1013 nucleotides. Lineage: Eukaryota; Dinophyceae; Suessiales; Symbiodiniaceae. The record is from the annotation of a GenBank genome assembly.